Messenger RNA from Cotesia congregata, 1514 nucleotides. NCBI's taxonomy places the organism in Eukaryota, Metazoa, Arthropoda, Insecta, Hymenoptera, Braconidae. The record is from the annotation of a GenBank genome assembly.
AAAUGAAAGUAUUUUAUGACAGAUCAGACUCUCAGAGUCUUUUAUACAUCUUUGUAUUACCAGUAGCAUUUAUACUUAUUGUUUAUUUCUACUGUCUUCACAGAAUAAGCUACUGGAAAAGACGCGGUGUGCAACAGUUGCAAAGAACAGACAUAAUUUUUGGUAAUUUCAAAAAUGGAAUUUUGUUCCGCACCGCUCCAGGAUUCCACUUGGGAGAAAUUUACCGCAAGGCGCUUCAGGACGCGCCUUAUGUCGGUUUCUACAUUUUUCACAAGCCAUGUCUUUUGCUGCGGGACCCGGAGAUAAUCAAGCAGAUUUUGAUCCGUGACUUUGAUAAUUUUUCCGACAGACAUUUCGCUGGGCCCCAACAGAAAGACAGCAUUGGAAUGAGGAAUUUGUUUGGGUUGAAAAAUCCUGCCUGGAAGUACUUGAGGAGCAAAAUAACUCCGACGCUUACUCGCGGAAAAUUGAAGCAAAUGCUCCCGCUGAUGAUGGAAACUACGCAGCCUAUGAUGAAAUAUCUGAAAAAUGAAUGUCUUGAUGACAAAAUUAAAGUUAUUGAUGCUCAGGAGAUUAAUUACAAGUAUACUGCUGACCUUAUUGCCAAUGUCGCUCUUGGUACUAAAACUGACUCUUUUCAGUAUCCCAAUUCUGAUUACAGCAAAUCUCUUAUGGAAUUCUUCCAUGGGUUCAAACGUAUGGUAGCGUUGGUCACAGUGUUUUUUAUGCCUGAACUUGUACAAACGAUCGGAUCUCCAAUGUUAUUUGAUUCGACGUUUGUUAGAAAACUUUUUUGGAGCGCAGUUGAAUCUCGAGAAAAAAGCGGUUUUAAAAGAGGAGAUUACAUUGAUUCAAUCAUUCAAUUGAAGAAUGGAGAGAAAAAUUCACUUUAUAGGUUGGAGGGUGACAACCUUUUGUUCCAGUCCGGAACAUUUUUUUCUGGCUUUGAAUCAAGUUCAACUACAGCGACUUUCACUCUUAUGGAGUUAGCAAAGAAGAAAGAGUAUCAGGACCGUGCCCGAGAAGACAUAAAAAAAGCUAUUGACAAACAUGGAUGGACUUUCGAGGCUUUCAAUGGUAUGAAGUAUUUGGAUCAAUGUAUCGCCGAAGGCGUGAGAUUGCAUCCGUCCGUUUCUACAAUCGAUCGUUAUACUCUCCAAGAUUAUAAAAUACCUGACACGAACAUUAUCAUUGAAAAAGGCACUCCGAUUUAUAUUUCCCUGUAUGGCUUGCAUGGUGAUCCGAAAUUUUUCGACGAACCAGAAGUAUUUAAUCCUGAUCGGUUUAGCGAAGACCAAAAAAUUUCUGAUGCGUACAUUCCUUUUGGUGCGGGACCUAGAAUGUGUGUUGGUAUGAAAGUCGGACAAUUACAUGUCAAAGUUGUGCUCUCAAUGAUUUUGUCCGAGUACGAUGUCCACCAGAAUCCAAAAGAAAUUUAUAAGUUAGACUCACGGUCAACUUUUACUGCAGCUGCAAAUGGCAUCAAUAUUGAGUUUAGAAAAUUGAUCAAAUGA